AGUAACUCUCUAUUCGCUUUCACAACUCACGACGAAAGCCAACGCUUCCCUGGUCUGGUUCACACAUCGUCUCCUCUUUUUUCUCGCUCUUUCGUCUUUUGGCCUUUUGGGGGUUUGUGUUUAGUCACUCAAAAAAAUCUCCUUUAAAAAAAAUUAUUAUAAUUUAAAUGGGUUUCUUGGUGGGUGAGCUAGAAUCCGGCUGCCAUGCAUUGACUUGCCUUAGAUCAUGGAGAGCUCGUUGUGUUCUCUUUGGCCACUCUUCUUCUCCUUCUCCCCCCUUUUUUGGCUUUCCGGGUUUAGCUUCAGCUUCAUCAAAAUGACAACUCGCAAAUACCCAGUUGCAUAAACUUUGUGAAAUUUUUCAGUUUCAUGUGGUCUAAGAGUGAGCAUAUUUUUUUUGGCGGAAAUGAAGUGCUUUUAUUUUUCCAAGGAGAAAACUGAUGAUCAAAAGAUUACAAAUACUUCCAUCCGAUCCUUUGCUUCUGCUUCUACAUCGACGGAUCAUGACACAAGGAGAUCUGGUUCUGAGUUUAACUCUCAGAAUGUAUCAGAUUUGAGCACAGAAUCUUCCAACAGGAACACAUUUCCUGUUUUAUCUCGAAGACACAGCAACCUCAGAAUCUUCACAUUCUCAGAGUUAAAGACAGCAACGAAGAACUUCAGUCGCUCCCUCAUGCUUGGAGAAGGUGGAUUUGGUGGUGUAUAUCGGGGUGUAAUUCGAAGCACAGAAGAUCCUCAUAAAAAAAUAGAUAUUGCUGUUAAACAACUUAGUAGAAGAGGUUUACAGGGGCAUAAAGAAUGGGUGACUGAAGUGAAUGUUUUAGGAAUUGUUGAGCAUCCAAAUCUUGUUAAGUUAAUUGGUUACUGUGCUGAGGAUGACGAAAGGGGGAUCCAGCGGCUUCUGAUCUAUGAAUAUAUGCCCAACAGGAGUGUUCAAGAUCAUUUAUUAAGCAGGUUUGAAACAACUCUUCCUUGGACUACACGGAUGAAAAUAGCCCAGGAUGCUGCCCGAGGCUUAGCAUACCUCCAUGAGGGAAUGGAUUUUCAGAUCAUCUUUAGGGAUUUUAAAUCCUCAAACAUACUCUUGGAUAACCAAUGGAAUGCAAAGUUGUCAGACUUUGGAUUGGCUAGGCUAGGGCCUUCGGAAGGAUUAAGUCAUGUCUCUACUGCGGUUGUAGGAACCAUUGGGUAUGCAGCUCCUGAAUACAUUCAAACUGGGCGUCUCACUUCAAAAAGUGAUGUUUGGAGCUACGGAGUUUUCCUUUACGAGCUGAUUACUGGUAGGCGUCCUCUUGAUAGAAACCGUCCCAAAAAUGAGCAAAAGCUUUUGGAAUGGGUGAGGUCCCACCUUUCUGAUAUGAAGAAGUUCAGUUUGAUUUUGGAUCCAAGGCUUGAAGGGAAGUACUCUCUUAAGGCUGCUCAGAAACUUGCAGCCAUAGCCAACAAGUGUCUGGUGCGACAAGUGAAAUCUCGACCCAAAAUGAGUGAAGUCCUGGAGAUGAUAAACCGAGUCAUGGAGGUGACAGAGACAGGAAGCCCCCAGAUUCCCAUAAAGAGUUUGGAUCCAAGAGAUGCUGUUGAAGUAUCCAAAAAGGGAAGAUUGAAAAGAAGAUUUGUGGAUUCAAUAAUUGGAGAGAAAGGUUGUCUUGUUUGCCUAACUUGGAGACCAAAACUUGUUAGAACAUAUUAGACAGACAUUUACAUAUUUAAGCCAAGUGUAAAAGAGAAGGGUCUUUUAAAACAAUAUUUACUCGGUUCUAUGUUCAUUUGCAA
This is a messenger RNA of Carica papaya (papaya), 1773 nucleotides long. Its product is annotated as Protein kinase superfamily protein. Gene Ontology annotation, molecular function: protein kinase activity; ATP binding. Lineage: Eukaryota; Viridiplantae; Streptophyta; Magnoliopsida; Brassicales; Caricaceae. Gene Ontology annotation, biological process: protein phosphorylation. The record is from RefSeq and is a predicted model, not a curated record.